Messenger RNA from Abrus precatorius (Indian licorice), 1750 nucleotides. RefSeq names its product beta-glucuronosyltransferase GlcAT14A. Gene Ontology annotation, molecular function: glucuronosyltransferase activity. The record is from RefSeq and is a predicted model, not a curated record. Lineage: Eukaryota; Viridiplantae; Streptophyta; Magnoliopsida; Fabales; Fabaceae. Gene Ontology annotation, cellular component: membrane. Bases 106 to 1410 code for a protein of 434 amino acids. The transcript is spliced from 4 exons.
CAAGAGGAGAUGCUAAAGAAGGAAAAAGAACAGGGCAUAGAGAUCUGAGUAGAAAAAGAAGAAAGCAUAGCAUCUGAGCGAACAGUGACCCUUUGGAACCAAAAAAUGCAAACCCCAAAUUCAUCGUCUCCAUCCCCACCAACACAGCAACACCACUGGCCGUCAUCCCUCUCAGUUCCGUCAUUCUUCAACCUCAGAGACACAAAAUCAAAACCCACUCUUCUCUACACAGUCCUCGCCAUCUCCCUCCUCUCCCUCACACUCAUCCUCUCUCUCUCCCUCUCCUCUUCCUCACACCCUCCCCCAUCCGGACCCGACCCGUUUCUCCACCCCACCCGAACCAUCAUCUACGACCCUCCCCCUCCCUCCAUCGCUUAUCUCAUCUCUGGCUCCCACGCCGAUUCGGCUCGGAUCCUCCGCUUGCUCUCCGCCACCUACCACCCCCUCAACCACUACCUCCUCCACCUCGACCCCUCUGCCCCCCACGCCGACCGGGAGCGCGUGGCUCUCACCGUCCAGUCCAACCCAAUCUUCAGAGCCGCGCAGAACGUCCACGUCAUGGGGAAACCCGAUUUCGCUUACCCCAAAGGGUCCUCACCCGUUUCCUUGAACCUCCACGCCGCUUCCAUUUUACUUCGCCUUUCGGUCAACUGGGAUUGGUUCGUUAGCCUCAGUGCCGAUGCGUACCCUCUUGUUACCCAAGAUGAUCUUCUCCACAUAUUGUCAUUUCUGCCUAAAGAUAUGAACUUUGUGAACCAUUCAAGUUAUAUUGGAUGGAAAGAGGCAAGUAGGUUGAAACCUAUUAUUGUUGAUCCUGGCCUGUAUCUCUCUGAAGGGACUGAAAUGUUUUAUGCUACUCAGAAGAGGGAGCUCCCUACUGCUUACCGUUUGUUUACAGGUUCAUCUUUUUCUAUCUUAAGUCGUAGUUUCAUGGAGUUCUGCAUCUUGGGAGAAGACAACCUCCCAAGGAUCCUACUGAUGUAUUUUGCGAACACACCAUCAUCCUUGUACAACUAUUUCCCUACAGUUCUCUGUAAUUCUCGGCAGUUUAACCGGACAGUUAUAAAUCAGAAUUUAUUAUACGCUAUUCAUGACAGCCGUAGAAAUGAUCUUAGACCACUUAAUUCCACUGAUUUUGAUGACAUGAUUCGUAGUGGAGCUGCCUUUGCUCAGAAGUUCCAGAAAGAUGAUCCUAUGCUAGAUCUCAUUGACCAAAAAAUUUUGGGUCGAAGUCCUAGAUCAGUUGUUCCUGGUGGAUGGUGUUUAGGUGAGCCUGGUAACAGCACGUGUUUAACAUGGGGUGAUGCUAAGAUCUUGAGACCUGGUACAGGUUCUCAACGACUUGAGAAGGCAAUUGUUGAAUUGCUGUCGAAUGGCACUUUCCGAUCACGUCAGUGUAUGUAUGAAUGAACUCACUCUAGUCUGAUGUCUCAAUGUAAUAGAAUAGACAUUGACCUCGAAAGAAACUCAAAAGGAUUGGGAAGAAUUAUAUAAGAAUCAACUGCUUGGUGUUGUGCCUUGCCUAUUGGAAAUCUUGUACCAAAUUCAGGGUUUGGAUUUUUUUGGGCGGUGCUUUAUACGAGAAAGGUAUGAGUAUGUGAUAUGUAUUCUGUUAGUGCAAUUUUAACUUUUUGCUAAUUCUGAUUGGCAUUUUUAUAAUUUAAUGUGGAUGCCAAUUUAGCAUGUAUGUUCAGAUUUGGGUGCUGUUUGUUGGCUUAGAGAUCCUUGCUUCGUUCUUAAAUGCUGAAAA